Molecule: messenger RNA, 1575 nt
Organism: Spodoptera exigua (beet armyworm)
Lineage: Eukaryota; Metazoa; Arthropoda; Insecta; Lepidoptera; Noctuidae
Source: the annotation of a GenBank genome assembly
CUUACUUCUAAACAUAAAAAUUGUUUAGUAGCGAAAAUGAAUUGGAAUAGUAUUGUUGUUCUGUGCGCCGUGAUAGCAGGGUCAUCAUGUGCUGAAGACCUCACGUUUCCACCUGGGUUUCUCUUCGGAGCAGCCACCGCUGCCUACCAGGUCGAAGGAGCUUGGAAUGUUAGCGACAAAGGAGAAGGCAUAUGGGAUCGUUUGUGCCAUGAACGUCCUACGAUGAUAACGGACCUGACCAAUGGGGACGUCGCUUGCGAUUCCUACCAUCAGUGGCGGAGAGACAUCGAAAUGGCUGAAGAGCUUGGAUUACAAUUUUAUAGGUUAUCUAUAUCCUGGCCUCGUCUCCUGCCAUCAGGGUUCCCCAACCACAUCAGCGAAGAUGCGAAGAACUAUUACAACAACCUGAUUGAUGGUCUACUGGAGAAGGGGAUCGAGCCGUUCGUUACUCUGUACCACUGGGAUUUGCCGCAAAGUCUUCAAGAUUUAGGUGGCUGGACGAACCCCCUCAUCGUGGACUGGUUCGUCGACUACGCCAGGGUCGCUUACACCAUUUUCGGCGACCGUGUGAAAUGGUGGAUAACCAUCAAUGAACCCCUGAUUAUCUGUGACGUGGUUUACAGCACUGCUAUCCUGGCUCCUCCCAUUUUGAGCCCAGACGUUGGAGCCCACUUGUGCUCUAAGAAUGUGGUGAUGGCCCACGCUAAGGCUUAUAGGCUAUACGAUGAAGAAUUUAGAUCUAAAUAUCACGGUAAGGUGUCACUGGCCAAUCACCAUGUUUGGUUCGAUCCACUGACACCAGCCGACGCUGAACUAGCUGAACUAGCAAGAGAGAACUGUGUUGGGAAAUACGCUCAUCCGAUCUACUCGAAGGUUGGAGGUUGGCCACCAGCGUUGGAGAAGGCACUGGGAGAAUACUACUCGAAGCUUGGGUACUCCAAGCCGGUACUUCCUCCCUUCACACAGCAAGAGAUCGAAUACGUUAGAGGAACCUUUGAUUUCUACGCUAUGAACCAGUACACCAGUCGCCUGAUCCGUCAAGCGAAGGAGGGCGAAACCUUCGAACCUUGGCCUCUUGGAGACGCCAUACAACUCAAUGGUAAAACGGAGCGAGAUGAGAGUUGGCCUACUACACUAUCAUUCUGGUUUUUCGUACACCCUGAAGGUAUACGGCGUCAGCUCGUCUGGUUGAAGCAACAGUACGGAGAUAUAGAAUAUGUCAUCACGGAGAAUGGACUGUCAACUGAAGGUGGAUUGGAUGACCAGGAUAGGAUUGAUUACUAUAGGAAGUACUUGAGACAGAUCCUAUUGGCGAUAAAGGAGGACCGCGUCAAUGUGACUGGGUACACUGCCUGGACCUUGAUGGACAACUUUGAGUGGAUGGAUGGACUUCGUAACAAAUUUGGACUCUACGAGGUGGACUUUAACGAUCCGAUGCGCACACGCACGCCUCGAGCUUCAGCGAACUUCUAUUCGAAUCUUAUUAAGACAAGAACAUUGGAUUUAGGCACAAUACAGGACGAACUGUGAUUUUUGUGAUAUUAUUAAUGUAGUAUUUAUUUAAUCUAAGCUAAG